Pan troglodytes (chimpanzee) is the source of this 1685-nucleotide messenger RNA. It is a transcript of the gene LRP2BP, whose product is annotated as LRP2 binding protein. NCBI's taxonomy places the organism in Eukaryota, Metazoa, Chordata, Mammalia, Primates, Hominidae. Gene Ontology annotation, molecular function: protein binding. The record is from RefSeq and is marked provisional.
AGUUACCUGCUGGUUGAGGUCAGCGCCCGUUUGCAGCUGCCAGAGAAGAAAGCAAGCAAGGCCGCUUCCUGCGGCUAAGUGGGCAGGUGACUGCUUGCAGGGAUCCGGGGGUGCGUUGACCGAGGCCCCUGUCUCCAGCAAAUGCUUCAGACCAUCCACCUGCAGGAAGAGAACAGAUCCAGCACCCUUCCCACCUUUGUCCAGUCCCGCGCCCCUCCGGGCUGGAAACCUCCCCGCCCUUCACAACCAGCUCUGACCAGGCAGCGCCCAGUGGUCCGUCCCCGCAUUAACGAGAAGACGAAUCUAGAAGCUUGAGCCUGCAGGACAAAAGCUCGGGCUCUGUGAGCCCGAAUCUCACCUCGGGGUUGCAAUCCAGCAACAGCAUUUCCCGUCUAAGGCAGAUGACAAGAGUCCUUGGAAGUGCAGAGCGGUGAGACACUCGCCGCACCCCGACAGUUAGACUACUGCAUUUUCCUCUCUGAAUAUAACUUCUCUCUGUCUUGCUCUAAAUUGAAAUCUGUAUCUUCCCUGAGAAAGACACAACUUCCCCUGAAGAUAAGGCUGCAGACACCUUGAGCUUGACGAAUACACAUUGCGGAAAAAGGAUGAAGUUGACCAGUGAAAAGUUGCCCAAGAACCCCUUUUAUGCCUCUAUAUCUCAGUAUGCUGCUAAAAACCAAAAAUUCUUCCAGUGGAAAAAGGAAAAGACUGAUUACACCCAUGCUAAUUUGGUGGAUAAGGCAUUGCAGCUCUUGAAGGAAAGAAUACUGAAAGGAGACACUCUGGCAUAUUUCCUACGAGGUCAACUAUAUUUUGAAGAGGGAUGGUAUGAAGAAGCAUUAGAACAGUUUGAAGAAAUCAAGGAGAAAGACCAUCAAGCAACUUACCAGCUAGGAGUGAUGUACUAUGAUGGGCUGGGGACCACUCUAGACGCUGAGAAAGGGGUGGACUAUAUGAAGAAAAUUCUUGAUUCUCCAUGUCCCAAAGCAAGACACUUAAAAUUUGCAGCUGCUUACAACCUCGGAAGAGCUUAUUAUGAAGGAAAAGGUGUUAAACGAUCAAAUGAGGAAGCUGAAAGACUGUGGCUUAUCGCAGCAGACAAUGGAAAUCCCAAAGCUAGUGUGAAGGCUCAAAGUAUGCUCGGGCUGUAUUACUCAACCAAGGAGCCCAAGGAGUUAGAAAAGGCAUUUUACUGGCAUUCCGAAGCAUGUGGCAAUGGGAAUCUGGAGUCCCAGGGUGCACUUGGGCUCAUGUACUUGUAUGGACAAGGCAUCCGGCAGGAUACGGAAGCUGCCCUGCAGUGCUUAAGAGAAGCAGCAGAACGCGGAAACGUCUAUGCUCAAGGGAAUCUCGUGGAGUAUUACUAUAAGAUGAAAUUUUUUACAAAGUGUGUUGCAUUUUCCAAAAGGAUCGCUGACUAUGAUGAGGUUCACGACAUCCCCAUGAUCGCCCAGGUCACAGACUGUCUCCCGGAGUUCAUCGGCAGAGGCAUGGCAAUGGCAUCCUUCUACCACGCAAGGUGUCUUCAGCUUGGCUUGGGCAUCACCAGGGAUGAAACAACCGCUAAACACUAUUAUUCUAAAGCUUGUCGUCUGAAUCCCGCAUUGGCAGAUGAACUUCACUCCUUACUUAUUCGUCAAAGAAUUUAGACCACAAUGUAUUUCAACAAAGAUCAUCAAUGCUAA